Aureobasidium musti is the source of this 3060-nucleotide messenger RNA. NCBI's taxonomy places the organism in Eukaryota, Fungi, Ascomycota, Dothideomycetes, Dothideales, Saccotheciaceae. The record is from the annotation of a GenBank genome assembly.
AUGGGUGUCCCCGCCUUGUUCAGAUGGCUGUCGCAAAAGUACCCCAAGAUCAUCUCGCCCGUCAUCGAGGACCAUCCUAUAGAUGUCGACGGUGAAAAGAUCCCCAUCGACGCCCGCAAGCCGAAUCCCAAUGGCGAAGAGUUCGACAACCUGUACCUCGACAUGAACGGUAUCGUCCACCCUUGUUCUCAUCCUGAGGAUCGCCCCGCUCCCGAGACCGAGGAGGACAUGAUGUUGGCCGUCUUCGAAUACACCGAGCGCGUUGUCAACAUGGUCAGACCCCGCAAGCUUCUCAUGAUCGCCGUCGAUGGUGUCGCCCCCAGAGCAAAGAUGAACCAGCAACGAUCAAGACGUUUCCGUGCCGCCCAGGAGGCUGCUGAGAAGGACAAGGAAAAGGAGGAAUUCUUCAAGAUGCUCCGUUCGCAAGGCAAGGAACCCGAGGGUGGAGACGGCAAGCCAAAGAAGACCUGGGACAGUAACGCCAUCACUCCCGGAACUCCCUUCAUGGACAUUCUAGCCGCCAGUCUGCGCUACUGGUGCUCUUACAAGCUCAACACCGACCCUGCUUGGGAGAAGCUGAAGGUCAUCAUCUCCGACGCAACUGUUCCUGGAGAGGGAGAGCACAAGAUCAUGCAGUUCGUGCGCUCUCAAAGAAACUCACCCCAGCACGAUCCCAACACUCGUCACGUCAUGUACGGUCUGGAUGCUGAUUUGAUCAUGUUGGGUCUGGCCACUCACGAACCCCAUUUCCGCAUUUUGCGUGAAGACGUCUUCGCCAACGACACGAAGCCCGGAUGUUGUCGCAUCUGCAACCAGCCUGGACACAUGGCUGCCGAGUGCAAGGGCGUGCCCGCCAAGAAGGAGGGCGACUUUGGUGAGAAGAAGGGCGGUGCGCCUCUGAAGCCUUUUAUCUGGCUGCACGUUGCCGUCCUGCGCGAGUACCUGGCUGUCGAAAUGAGUGUCCCAAAUCAACCCUUCAAGUUCGACCUGGAACGCGCUCUGGAUGACUGGGUCUUCAUGUGUUUCUUCGUCGGAAACGAUUUCUUGCCUCAUUUGCCCUCUCUGGACAUUCGUGAACAGGGUAUUGACACUCUGAUCGCCAUCUGGAAAGACAAUAUUCCUACCAUGGGAGGUUAUGUUACCAAGGACGGUCACGUUGAUCUCGCUCGCGCACAACUCAUUCUUGAGGGUCUCGCCAAGCAAGAAGAUGCCAUUUUCAAGCGCAGGAAGGAGGUAGAGGAGCGCAAGGAGGCUGCCGCAAAACGUAGGGCUCAACAGGCAAACAAGCGCGCUCGUAGAUCUGGUGGUCCCGAGACGGGAGAUGGUCCCGCUACUCCUGUCGGACAGUACAUGGGCAGUCGCAAGCGUGGUGAAAUGAUACCCGACAUCAACGCUCUGCCUACAUUUGCUCCUGGAUCUGCUCAGACCGGUGCUGAUCCUCGCUACAUGACCCACGAUAUGGUUGUCAACAAGGCCAACGUCGCCAACAAGAGCGCAGCAGCUGUCUUGAAAGAGAAGCUCUUGGCUCAGAAGAAUGGAACACCCGCUGAGUCUCAGAAGGAUGCUGUUGAUCAACUGAUGAGCAGCGUCGGUGCUUCGACAGAGACAUCUCCUGCUUCAGUUCUCGGCAAGCGCAAGGUCGAAGACGAAGACAACGACGCUGGAACUCCAGGCCGCAACUCUCCUGAUCCUGCUCAAGAUGGUCCCGCCAAGGACCCUGAUGCUCCUGCCGAGGACACUGUCAUGCUUUGGGAGCCUGGUUACGCCGAUCGUUACUAUGAGCAGAAGUUCCAUGUCCCAGCUGGCGAUAUCGAUUUCCGUCAUCAGGUUGCUCGUGACUAUGUUGAAGGUCUCGCUUGGGUGUUGCUUUACUACUUCCAGGGAUGUGCCAGCUGGACCUGGUACUACCCUCAUCACUACGCUCCUUUCGCAGCCGACUUCGUCGAUCUUGACAAGAUGACUCUUGACUUCAAGAAGGGCAAGCCUUUCAGACCUUACGAGCAACUCAUGGGUGUCAUGCCGGCGCGCAGUAACCACGUUCUGCCUGCCGUCUUCCACCCUCUCAUGACUGACGAAGAUUCCGACAUCAAGGACUUCUAUCCCGAGGACUUUGUGGUAGAUCUCAACGGCAAGAAGUUUGCUUGGCAAGAUGAGAAGUCUCGCAACGCCUUCGGUCACGAUGCGUUGCUCUUCAGCACAAAACAUCCUCUGUACGAGGACGUGGCUACAAAUUUCUACUCCAAGAAGGCGAAUGCUGGCAACUUCAGCUUGAACCCUCGAGUGUCUGAGGGUUUGGCUGGUAAGGUCGAGAAGAAUGAGGACUAUCUUCCCUCAUCUUCGCUCACGUUCCCUCUUCCUGGCUCCACACCAUUCCAAGAUAUCGAUGAUGACCAGAGUAUCGCCGUCCACUAUGUUAUGCCUCCUACCAACACCAUUCACAAGAGCAUGCUGUUGCCUGGCUUAAUACCUCCCAACCCUGUUCUCGACUACAGCGACAUCGAAUCAACAAGGCAAAAGUCACAGAAGUCAGGUAGACAGUUUGGAGGAGCGCCACUCUAUGACCAAGGAGGUCGUGGCCGCAUCGACUAUAAUGCUGGCGGCGGUGGCAACGGCUACAACAACAAUGGAUAUGGAGGAAACAACGGCGGUUACAGAGGUGGCAGAGGUGGUGGAAACGGAGGCUAUAACAAUGGCGCUCGCAACGACAAUUAUGGUCGUGGUAAUGGCUACGGCGCACCGCCCCCUCCCGGCGGCUUCCAGAACCUCCCACCUGGUCUUGCCGCACAGGCUGCAGCACACUUUGGCAGAAAUGGUGGCGGUGGUCUUCCUCCACCGCCGCCUCCAGGCUGGAUGCCUGGUAUGGCUGCUCCUCCUCCUCCUCAACACCACCAAGGUGGCUAUGGUGGAGGCUACAACAACAAUGGCGGCAGCUACAACAAUGGUGGAGGAUACGGAGGUGGUGGCUACAAUGGCGGCAGGGAUAAUAAUGGCGGUGGAUAUCGUGGUCGUGGUGGAAGAGGAGGAGGUGGUCGUGGCAGAGGUGGAUACGACAGAUAUUAG